Messenger RNA from Metarhizium brunneum ARSEF 3297, 4524 nucleotides. It is a transcript of the gene SSN2, whose product is annotated as Mediator of RNA polymerase II transcription subunit 13. NCBI's taxonomy places the organism in Eukaryota, Fungi, Ascomycota, Sordariomycetes, Hypocreales, Clavicipitaceae. Gene Ontology annotation, molecular function: transcription coactivator activity. Gene Ontology annotation, biological process: positive regulation of transcription by RNA polymerase II. Gene Ontology annotation, cellular component: mediator complex. The record is from RefSeq and is a predicted model, not a curated record.
AUGGAUGCUGCCGAAUAUGACACCAAUAUCCUCGUCGUGAACAACAUCGCUUCGAUUUCCUUUCGCGUGUACGAACCGUCUUCAGACCAGUCCUCGAGUUUUGGCCUGGCGGCCAUUGAUAUUGAGAACUCUUUAAGAGAAAAGGGUCACAUCGUUUAUUACGACGCCAGCAGACGGGGUAUAUGGCACUUCAGAAUAGUCGGCAAGGAGGGAAGUGAUGAAGUCAGUAGUCAAGAGCUAGAUUCAUCUCUUAGCUUGCGUGGCUACUCACUUAUUGUAGGAGAAGAGGGGUCUUUUGAGCCAAGCAGUCUUCCGAGGCCUCGAUCACAACAACCACAGACAGGACAUACACCCACCAGUUCAACUUCAAGCGCGUCUGCUUUGGAUCAGUCGCAGCGCUAUGCGCCAACUGCGACAUCACAUCUUGGGCCACCUGGACUGCAAGAGCAAGACUCAAAGGGGCACACUUCCGUAACUGACGCGAAGUUAGUGCAGGGAGGGUCAUCAUCUCCCAAAGCUUAUGAGAGCUUCGUCGUCGCGACCCUCUUAACGAUACAGUCAGCCUUCUGCCGCCACACAGAUUCUAUUCCUCUAAACUACCGAACCGUGUUACUUUCACAGGAUGCUCUAGAAAAUGAUGGGUCUUUCGAUGUGGUCACAGAAAAAACUCCUACAAUCGGCACAUUUAGCGCCUACCUAACAACCACAGGUGUCCUUGUAGUUUGCAUGGGCAUCUCAAUAUGUCGAGGUCUAUUGUCCUAUGGCGACAUGCUCAACCAAGCUUCGGACAUACCUGGACAGCAAAUUCUUGCGGCUCCAUUUGGUGUGAUUGCCAGCAACCAGCCCGCUGCCCAGUUUGAUGGUGGUACAGCGAGUAUGGCUCAAACACCAAACACACAAGCAUUGAGUCUUCGAGGAGCUCCAGAUAUUCACAAUUCGCUUUGGAAGCAAGCAUGCCUGAAAUUUUUGCAACUCCGAGGUGUUGCCCAAUCAAAAUUAACAGAUUGUUUCUGGAUAAAUUUACUCAUAUCUAAACCCAAACUUCAAGAUGCAAAGAGCGAUGUUAAGAGAUCGCCGAUGCCUAAUCCUACCAUCAUGAUUCCUUGGCCGAGCCCGCUGUGCUUUAGGAAGCGUCCUGUUGAGGUGUCAUCCACAAGUCGAGUGGGUGAGACAAUACUCCGGGGUCAUGAAGAAAGCCACGACCCUUUAGGUAAUGCACAGUCUUGGUUUAGUUCCACACCUGAGCGAGACGAGAAGAUAUCCAAAAGAAAGGCAGAACGCGUGGCAACAUCAAGUGAGGGCUUCGGUGGCGAUUCUAGACCUACAAGGCUAAACGGGCAGUCUCCUCUAACAUUGAGACGGCCCAGUACAGCCGCAGCCGGCUCAAUGUAUCCUACUCCGCCUGACGCCUUACAAAAUGCAAAUGGAGUAACGCCCUCUCUUGAUGGUACGCUGUCAAGCCCGGGAAAUCCUUUGUCUGCCGCGGCUGUGCCAGAAAUCGAUAACAAUGGGUCAGUCUCCAUGGCGAUGGGGGACUCUUUCGAGCCUGUACGAGAUUUCUCCGAGUCUAAAAGGCAAAGAAGCGACAGCAAUCUUCUUGGCGAAGCUGACCACAUGUUUGGCGACAUGGGCCAAGAUAUGUUUGGUGAUAACGACAUCACAGAGGCUGACUUCAACUUUUUUGAUGAGGAGCCCGAGGACAUUGAUCUCGAAGCUGCAUUGGAUGAGAUGGGCGAUGCAACCACGGCCGCAAUUAUUGGUGCAGAGGAGCAUACAGCUGAUGAAGAAAUAUCGAAUUCCAGGGAGCCUAUAAAGGAAGAACCAGAGACCGAGAAGGAUGCUGGUGGAUUCACGAAACCCGAGCUGCGCCACGCCAUCAGCGUACAAAACGAUCAUGCGAUGCCGCGAGGAAGAGAAAGUCGGCCCGUUUCCAUGAAACGAGAGUCUAGCCCAUUCGACCCUCAUACUGUUUUCAAACGAGUUUGUGCAUCAUUGGCGGCACCUGAAAAGGACGGCACCAUUGCCACAGACACCAAUCGCAUGACCAAAAUAUUUGAAAAGAUGGACUUUGACCCAACACUUCCUAUGAUCAACAAGAAAUAUGAACAAGGUGGCCAAUUUGACUACAGCAUGAGCACAGCCGUUGGAAAUUCAAGGCUGGACCAUGGCGUGUUGCCGGAAACCGAUUACUUAAAGCGCCAUGGUAAGCUACACAGAGGAUCGCAAGAUCACAAAUUAUAUACGAAGUCGCUUAUGGGGCCCCUCUCCGGCCUUGAGCGGCCGAUCUCUGGCCGUAGCCCUACAAAAUUGGACACACAGAUGUCGGAUGACGAACAAAGCAGCACUGAGUCUGACCAAGACGACUCUAGUUAUACGAGUGACGAGCCAACGUCCCCACCGAAGUCUAGUGUAAAGCAGGCGCCAGUGGAGGAAGAUGCUGUUUCACAGGUUGCCUCUUUAAAGGAACAAGAUGUGAUUGAGGAACCGGACCAUCAACUUGCGAUUGAGCUCCCGCGUCUAUCCAAGCCUGAAACACCAGAGUUGCCUCUUUCGAUGCUUUUUUCAGAUCCUGAGCCCCUUGCCCUGGAGCUCUCUCUUGGUGAUGAGGAUCUAAUUCAGGCAGCCCAAAUAUUGACCGAACAGGCCGCCACAGGCUCCUUGGAUCUUUGCAAUACCGACCAUCCCGCCAACACCUCGAUAAUAAGUCAAGGCCGAGCAACUCUACUCAGUGACGCCAGGACAGCACUUCAGCAACUUCGAGAGGCUCUCUCUGUCUUUCUACGGGGCGUGGAGCCUGUUCGCCUCAAGGCAUUUUUAGAUAUUCAAGAUGUACUCUUACAAGGUCAACCCAGGAUGCAACCACGUCCCAUACCUGGGAGAGACGCGAAUGCCGAGCAGAUCCGCCCCAGCAAUCUUUAUCAGAUUCCGGGACCACAUUUGGAGGUUCGCAGGUCAGAUGCAAAACUCUCAGUCCUGCCCUCAGCUGUUGCAUUUUGGGAAAGCUUAGGGCUGGCGCCAUCUUCAGGCAGCAAGGACAUAACCGCAGUCUGCGUUUUUCCGGGAUGGAAGGGGAUGGUCGAUAAUGCCAAAACAUUCUUGGGGCGGAUCAAGAGUGUUUACGAAGUUCUGAGACUCGGAUCUUUCGAGAACAUGGCCCUAGCGUCAGAGAUGGAUUCUGGUCUUCUCCCGUACGAAAUGGACCGUAUUUCAACUUCUCCCGAUGCCACAUUGACGGGGCACGGCUCAGCUUUGAUAGGCACAAUGGAGACGUUGCGAGCUUCACUUUCCAACUUGACUGUUUCGGACACGAACGUUGUUGUUUACUUCGUCUAUUCCCCAAAUAAUCCUGGCACCAUAGUCGAGGCCUGUGCAGCAUUUCAGCGUUUCUUUGAUUCAUAUCAGAAGGACUUGGCUGCAAAAAAGGAAACUGCGACAAAUGAGCUCGUUCUACAGCUCGUCUCGUCUGACUUGCUAUCUUCGCCAACUUCAGUGGUGGUGACUCCCUCUGUCGAUCUCGUGAGGCUCUGCAUGGAGACGUAUGACCGGUGUACCCUCUUUGGCGGACCAAUGCCUGCCCCAGCCAUUCGGCUAGAACAGCCUCUUCCACGAAUCAUUGACUUCAAGCUUAACACACAACCUUCCGUGUCUCUCAUCAGAGAAAACUCGUGCAUUCACGUUGCUUAUGCUCAGACUGUGGAUGGGCGUUGGGUGACGACUGCUUGGACAGACGAUCGCGGUAACCAGCAAGCGACUGCCUCGUACUGCUUGGGACGGAAAGGCAGGCCACUGUCCACGUCCAUGAGUGAGGUAGCCUAUGAGAUCUGGCAAUCUACUCUGGACCUAAUCUCGGCAUGGACAGUGCACUGGCGAGUUAUAAUCACGAAGUGCGGGCCAAUGGAUCAACAAGAAAUCGAUUCCUGGGUCAAUUUGGCGCACACAGAAACCAGGCUCCAAGUGACAAUGAUCCUGAUGACGGUUGAUACAGAUCCGUGGCUACAGCUGGUUCCUCCUGUGGUCAAGCUACCACAUGCGUCGGUGCCUUUCUACACGACGCCAGUUUCGACGCCGCAGGCGAACAUCGUAUCGCCGGAGCAAAGUGCCACUCCAGCAACUCCAGCGAAUGUGACUGCUGCAACCCCCGGGGGAGGAGAAGCGGGAGCGGACACUGAAACCGAUGCGAUUCUUGCCGAUGUCACAGACCAGACUUGGGGGGCCAUUGUUGGCCACCGACUGAAUAAUUCCCUGGGCGUAACGGACUUGUAUCCAGCGCUGGUCAGCGGCUUCCUGAUUAAGAGGACAGGCGCGCGAGCUGAAGACGUGCCGAUAGCCAUGGAAGUUAAUCUCAUACACACGGAAGCCUUCCCGAGGUCAUACGAACCCCUUUUGAGGGAAAUGCUCAGCUACUUUAGAGGGCUUGCGACCCUAUCGAGAGCCAGGGGGAUGGUGUCAAGAGAAACGGACGUUCGUCCAUGGCAUAUUGCCGCAGCCGAAAAGGCUGCCCGGGCCAUGUAUCUUCUCAUGUGA